GUUGUCGACAACGAGCCAAGCACCAGCAGUUGCUAUCAAGCGUCAGUUUCUACCCUCAGCACUUUGAUUUGUUUUAUAAAAACGCUCGCGGAAGAAUGUUCCUCUGCCAUCGAACGUUCUUCUGCUAUUACGGGUGUCAGACAGGCUCUCGCACUGGAAAUGGACCUGGUGAUUAACGUCUUUAAGCAUGUGCUGUCUAAUGAAACUGAUCCCGCCGUGCUCUCGGAGUGUAUGGCGGCUUCUGCCGAGUGGAUGGACUCUGUGGUCAUUGAGUCAGUGUUACCUACCCACAGUGAUCUAGUUGACUUACUCUACCGACUAGCACCAACCUCCCCGGCCAUCUACGCAAGUGUUUGCGAUGCACUAACGGAAAUUUUCAACUGUGGACAUUGCGGUUUGGAGGCUAAUAAACGGACGCAGUCCAUGCUUCUGCAUCAACUCUCACUACUUGCCGGUCUUCAAUCAUCCUUUUAUGCGGCGCUUGAAUUGCACUGUGCGAAGGUGGAGGUCGUAGAAGACGAGGAUCUACGCGGUCAGUGCGGAGCAAUGGAGCGCAUUGUUGAGGAGUUGGUUACACACCCAGACCAUGCCGAGGCAUCGGGUACACUGAGUUUCUUCGAGAUGCUGAUGAAAUUCUUUACCACAUCGGGAUGCUACCUUCUGCAUGAGGAGUGCAGUGCUCAGCUAAUGGAAGCCUGGUUUUCCUAUCAAUCAGCACUUCUUGAUCUCACUUCAGUCUCCCCAGAAGCCACCACCAUCACCACUGCUUGUUCGGGCGUCAAACUGGCCUACCAAAUCUAUGACCGCUUCCUCCAGGCUCUUUUUGACAAGAUCUCCUAUCCAAACGAGAAAAACUGGCAGGAACUCAUUGAAAAUGAACUGUGGCACGCUUAUCGGCAGGAUGUUUUGGAUGCUUUUUUAGCAUCUCUAAAUCAUCCGGAGCGGAGAGGCUGGCUUUUGGAAUCAUUCAAUUUCCUCGUCUCCCUUUCUGAUCGGUGGAAAUUUACACCCUCGACGUGGAAUUUGCACCCUUUCGUGCACACCUGUUAUCGCCUGGCGCGUCGACUGCCGGAUCCCGGUGAUCUCGCAGGAGUCUCUGAGAUCGAGAGUCGUCUCCUAGCCUAUACCCUCUUCUGCUUGCGAAUUGACGGCCCAAAGGGCUACGCCGAUAACCCUUCUGCUGUGUCGACUCUCCCUCCUGAUAUUCUUCUCUGGCUCUUUCUUAUCUCCUCCGCUCUGAACGCGGUCUCGGAGUUUCUGCAGAACACGACUCAUCUGACACGUAACGACGCGGAAACGCUUCUCUCUACACUCACCGACGCAGGUGUUCGUCUAACCGCCGUUUCUAAAUGGCGUCAACCUAUGUGUAGCCUACUUCGACGUCGGAUGUUCUACUGCGUAGGUCGGCUGUUCACCUUCGUCAGCGAGGCCACCAGUGUUACGCAGUUUGCCCAGAUCUACCUUUUGCCCCUGGUGACUGAGGCAGAGGGGACUACUCUCGACAAAACGGGUCUAGCAGCACAGCUGGAAGAACUUGCGCAGGCCAAAAAGUAUUUCCAACCUACAGUAGAGAAAUCAAGCUGGGCAACAAUGUGGUCGGAGGAGAUUAAUAAUCGGGCCUUCGGAUGUUCUUCGUCUCAAUUGUUUAAACUACUGACUACGCUCUGUGCCUUUGGUGAAUUCUUCCGGGGCGUUGGUGAAGUCGCGGCCUCCACCAGCCUGGGUUCCUCCUUUUAUACAGAAACAUGCUUGCGUUCGACACGCCAACCUCACGCUCGCGCGUUAGUCCGGUCCCUUGCUCUCCGUAUUUUCAAACUUCUGGAACACUUGGCUGCGUGCAAUCAGACUAUACUCACGGAAAUGUCUGAGAUGAUUACCUGGCUGUGCGACGUUGCACUAUCAGCAGCGAUUUGUCAAACUGACAAACAAGACUUUCCGCCUGUUGAGCCUGAAGCCGAUGGAAAAGUAAAGGGAGAGGCUUCGUCUAAUCUCGAGCUCAUUGUUGCCCUACACGACUUUGUGUGCACCAGUGGCCUCUCACGUGAAGAGAACAUUGCUGAUUGCCUGCCGCUGUGUUGGUUGUUGUUCGAGCGCAUGGUAUCUGCUGGUGUCUGCCCCUGCUCACAUCAGUCUCAGGCCAUCACGUUCGCUGGUCAAGCCGUGAAUGCCAUCAUCUGCCGAAUCUCAAACUAUCUGCUCACUCGGGGAGUCGAACAGAGCCAACAGUUCUACCUCCUAGCACCCCUCCGACUGGCUUCAAUGAUGCACGAACUAACAGGAGAUUUACAGAGGUUUGCCGUAUUUCUGGCUAAACUUAUCUCCUGGAAACUCCCCGCCUGUACCUUUCACCCGAGGCUCGUGGAUGAGACCCCCUUUCUAUCAGCUGCAUCACCGGAAGACACAAAACUAGCAGUCGUCGCGCUUGCCUUUACCUGUCUCUGCUUGCCGGAGGCAGAACCUUUUAAAGCGGGCUCUCAACUUACUACUUCCCUCCUGCCUGACUUGCGGAAAAGAGAGGACCCCAUUCUUUUCACCAAUCUCAACGCCAGCCUCUUGGCUUUCCUGUUACGCGUGCCGAGCCAGAGUAGACGGCAGUACCAAGUGGCCAGCCUCUUUGCCAAGCUAGCCAGUCAUUGCGUGAAGCAGCAGACGGCAGCCUUGCGUGUGGUCCUUGGGCUGACUCCACUGCCACCUGUAGGCGUGGAUCGUGAGAUCAUUAACGAGAUUGCGGCUGUUACCAACACCAAGUUGACGAACGUAGAUCGUGCAGAUCUGGUCUCCACUCUGACAAAAGUGGGCACCCCAUGCAGACUUCUGAGUCGGGCUUUGGACCGUUUCCUAUGCAGAUGUUGA
Molecule: messenger RNA, 2853 nt
Organism: Dibothriocephalus latus
Lineage: Eukaryota; Metazoa; Platyhelminthes; Cestoda; Diphyllobothriidea; Diphyllobothriidae
Source: the annotation of a GenBank genome assembly